UACCUGGGGGCUGAUCCGAUAAACGAAACCUUAGCUCACUACAAGGCUCAAAAGAUGAUGAGUUUCCACCUCUGUCUCACCGCUAUUAAAAACACUCCUUACAUUGAAAGUUGGAUCGAAUUCGUCAAGUCCCGUAACGUUGAGAAUAUGACGAUUGAUUUAGGUUCACGUGCUUCUUCUGAUUAUACAAUACCUGAUUCCUUCUACAUCAAUUCAUAUGUCAAACAACUUACCCUUCGUUUAGCGUUUCAUGAUCGGAUGAUUCCCCGUGGCUCCGUAUGUUGGACAUCCCUCAAGGUGCUCGUCUUGCGUAACUGCAACCUCUUUGACGGAUCUACUAUACCUAAGAUUCUAUCUGGUUGUCCGGUUCUCGAAAGCUUAACGCUGUAUAUGUGCCGUUGCUAUAACCUCAAGGUUCUUGAUCUCAGCAAAUCCCUGCGUUUGACUACAUUAGAAAUCGCUAACAACUGUUGGGUUUCGGGGCAAAUACAUAUUGUAGCACCACAUAUCCAUAAUCUCACUUUGACCGUCCCUCCUUACUGGCCAUGUAAUUUAGUUGAUGUGUCGUCUCUAACGGAAGCUAGACUAGACAUUGGAUUUAACUCACAAGAAGCAUUUGAUGCUGAUUUUCUUCAACAGUUUGUUCAAAACAUCAUAGAGAAGCUGCGGAAUGUAGAUAAGCUUACUUUUGGGGAAAAAUUUAUCAAGGUAUGUCAAAGCGGUACAGAGUUACCAAUCAAAUUCAGUAUAUAGAUAAAUUUAUAACAUAUCAUGGUC
This is a messenger RNA of Arabidopsis lyrata subsp. lyrata, 777 nucleotides long. Its product is annotated as putative F-box/LRR-repeat protein At3g18150. Lineage: Eukaryota; Viridiplantae; Streptophyta; Magnoliopsida; Brassicales; Brassicaceae. The transcript has a single exon. Bases 55 to 753 code for a protein of 232 amino acids. The record is from RefSeq and is a predicted model, not a curated record.